AAUAAAUUGAUUGAUUGAUUGAUCUCGAAAGCCGCCUGCGCGAGCUGACGUCGCGUUCGGAUCAAUGAAAAGGGGGGGCCGGCCGUCGAACAGCCAAGGUUGCGAGUGAGGGGACCCCUGGCCAAGAAUAUCGACCUUGCACGCGUGAAGCAGGGAGGGAAGAAGAGAGGGAGGAAGAAAGGAAGCAUCUAGAGUCCAAUCUGGCAGAAACAAGGGCACAGGUCCAGCUGAGCAAAUUAGAGCAGGAAUCAAUGGAUCGUGGUCGCGCUCGAGCUGUCCCGUCGGCGCCGCCUGCGCAAGCCCUCCCGAUUGUUCUGGCAUACUUGUCAGGGGACCUCCCAUCCCUCCUCGCAGCCGCUUGCGUCAGCCAUGAUUGGCGAGAAGCUCUCAGUGGCAUGCCAGAAGUCUGGCAAGCAGUGCACUUCCCCAAGCAGAUUGCAAGCAAAGUUACAGAUCGGGGGCUCCGAUGGAUUCUGCGCCAGUCCGGAGAAAGGGGGCUCACAUCCUUGGACCUUGGGGGGUGCUCCCAGCUGACAGACCAAGUAGUGCCUUAUAUACUCAACGCGUUGAAAAGAGUGCCGGAGAAAGUGAGUCUCAAGGGCUGUGGCCGCAUGACGUGGAGGGGAGCGUGGGGGAUAUUGCAGUACCUGCAAAACCGGUAUGAGCAGGAAGUGGGGCGGGGUGAGGGGCGGGGGGGGGCCAAUGAGCUCGAGAGAGGCAGACGUCGUCUCCAGAGCGUGCGCCUCUCAGGAAUAAGCCUGGAGGGGUGCGACCCCGCAGUUUUGAUGCGCCUGACCAGCCUACCUGUGGUGGGGGGCCUGCUCGACUGGAUGGCCCUGUGCGACCGGUGUUUAUCGUCACAUCUGCUCGAAAAGUGUGAGUGGUGCGGAGUGAGAGGGUGCCGGGAACCCAACCUGGAACUGGACAUGGUAGAGUGCGUACGCUGCCAGAAAUUUGGGUGCGUUGACCACUUUCAGGACCUCAACUUUGCCCACUGUAAUUGCGCCAUCUGCGAUGAGUGCCUGGACGAGCACCCGGACCGGGCCACCCCGUGCUACAAGUGCGACGUCCUUCUUUGCCCCGUGUGCGACGCCGGCGCGCGCAACUACGUACGGGAGUGCACCGGCCCGUGCCUGCCGCCCAACAUCGUGUGCGACUCGUGUCGGCUCGAUGAAUGCAUCUGCACGUGCAAUAACGACGAUAUGACGGUGGAAGAACUGCGGCGGCACGAGUACCCUGUCUUAUGCGAGGAGUGCGUCCGGACGCAGGAGCGAGUCUUCUCUGCCGAGGAGCGCCAGUUUGGCCAGGAGCCCGCAACGCGGUACUGUGGCGCGUGCGGGCUGCUCCGAAAAUGCCACCCGGAUUUGGGCACGGACGACGAUUCGGAAGACAACUUUUCCGACGAUCCACCUGACUCUCACGACACGGAGGCUUUGGGAGAUUCCGACGACUAUGAUAGCUGGUUUGACGAACUGAAGCCGCGGAAAAAGCGCGGGGAAGAAUGCAGUUCGGAUGAAGAAACCGACAGUGAAGGGGCCGUUGACGGCGCGCAAGGGGCGGGUGAGAACGGAGAGGAGGGCGAUGAGGAUGUAAGUUAUGACGAUGAAGAGGACGCGGGCGACGAUGAUGAAGACGAGGAUGACGUGGACGAUGACGAUAACGAAGAUGAUGAUGACGAUGAUGACGAGGACGAUGAUGACGAGGGAGACUGGUGACUUGACGUAUGGGUUUGGAAGGAAAGCACUGUAGAUAGAGUAGCGACUUUACUACACAGAUGAUCGCUUCCCGUACCUGAUUAACCUCUGCAUUGAUUUUUUUAGUGUGAUUUAGCUGUAGAUUUGAGGGUCUUGGAACAGCAGGUGCUACAUUCAGUAUAGGGCAGCUACGUGUGCGGUUAUUUUGAGCUGUAUGCACAUCAUGCCAGCCAUGGCGGCAUGUAUACAAUACUAUGCUUAUUCAGAUGUAGCGUGGACCAUCCAACGACUAAUGUGCAGCUGAGCACGAUUGAGUUGAUGCGCAAACAUAUCAAUUCUUCAAAUAGACGAGAUAAGAAAGCAAUGUGACA
Molecule: messenger RNA, 2065 nt
Organism: Klebsormidium nitens
Lineage: Eukaryota; Viridiplantae; Streptophyta; Klebsormidiophyceae; Klebsormidiales; Klebsormidiaceae
Source: the annotation of a GenBank genome assembly